Messenger RNA from Chaetomium globosum CBS 148.51, 1119 nucleotides. RefSeq lists its product as uncharacterized. The record is from RefSeq and is a predicted model, not a curated record. The transcript has 2 exons. NCBI's taxonomy places the organism in Eukaryota, Fungi, Ascomycota, Sordariomycetes, Sordariales, Chaetomiaceae. Gene Ontology annotation, biological process: peptidyl-histidine methylation, to form tele-methylhistidine. Gene Ontology annotation, molecular function: protein-L-histidine N-tele-methyltransferase activity. Bases 1 to 1119 code for a protein of 372 amino acids.
AUGGCGUUCUCAUUCUCCUUCGCCGGCGACGACAUAGAGGAGGACCAUCAAGCUCCCGCACCCCCACCUCCAUCUCCGCCCUCUGGGAACAGUGCGUCAGGACCAUCACCAGCAACAGCGGGUGCGUUCCCCGUCCAAGGCAAGCCGCUGCUCCCGCCGACGCAGCAUAACCCGGAAGAGUUCCUCUCCAAGUUGCCGUCCAAGAUCGCCUUCGGUCUGCUGGACGUCGAUCUUGGAGAUGGUCGCGUCAUCCAACUGCCCCGGCGGGAGCUAUGGGAUGUGCGUGUCCAGCUGAUGGCUGAGGAGAACACCGAGAAUCCCUCUGAGUCGGAGGCCGCCCUCGGGGAACACGACGUCAAGACGGGUAUCUACGAAGGCGGCUUCAAGAGCUGGGAGAGCAGUGUCGAUUUGGUCAAGGUGCUCGCCAGCGAGAGAGCCGCCGAUCUAUUGGCACAAGACCCUUGCGUCUUGAUUGAGCUGGGCUGCGGCACAGCGCUGCCUUCUCUCGCUCUCUUUCAAUGGGCCUUGACAGAGAGGAAGUCCGAGCAGAACCAGCCAUUGAUGCUCGCACUUGCAGACUACAACCCGACCGUUCUCUCUCUCGUGACGCUCCCCAAUUUGGUCCUUGCAUGGGCGCUGCAGCAGAGGAACGAGAACGCCGUCCUCAAUGAGGCCUUCACUCCAGACGGAGAAUUGGAACUGACGCCCGAAGUCCUGGAGGCCUUCAAGCAAUCGCUUUCGUCGAAGCAGAUUACCCUCUCGUUUCUCUCAGGCGCUUGGUCUUCCGAGUUUGUGGACCUCCUUUACCGCUCCGGCGUCCCCGCGAACCUUCCCGCCACUACCAAGACGCUGCUGCUCGGCUCCGAGACCAUUUACUCCCCAUUUGCGCUCGAAAGCUUCGGGAGCACGCUCCUCUCAAUCCUUCAGCGCGAGCGCGCCGAGCGUUCAAGUGGCGGCGGGGCUAGGGCACUCGUUGCCGCGAAGAGGCUCUACUUCGGCGUCGGGGGCUCGCUGGACGACUUCGUCGAUAAGAUGCGUGGGCUUGGAGCUUCCGUUAAGACGCUGUCCGAGGAAACACAGGGCGUACACCGCGGUGUUGUCGAGUGCUUGCUCUCAUGA